CUAAUCUAUCUAAUAACCCUAAAACCCGAAUCACGCAGACAUCGAUCAGUGAUUCACUCACACUCACCAUUCAAGUUGUUCCCAUUUUCACCUCAUCUCCAGCUUGUCGCCGUCAAAUCUCAUCCACGGUGAAGUCGGUGCAGCGCAGCUAGUCCCCGCUGCCCGCCGGGAUCUGAGCCACCCUCAACCGAAGGAUUUCAAUCGUUUGAUGAAUUAUUGGAGUACUAUAGAGAUGUGCUCAUAGGAAGUUGUUAAGAAAUUAGCACAAAUAUACAGAACUUGACAAGUCUACUGCUGUAUGCAACGCCAAUAUGACUUGCAGCUCGUCAAAGGGGAGAGCACUUAGACAAUUCAUUUUGAGUUCAUCGAAGUCUGCUGGAAGGAAUUCCUCAGGGCAUAUUACGAUUUUCCACCGAGGGGGUGGAGCGAAGCGAUUGCAGCGAAGCAUUGAUCUGAAACGAAGCACUUCGUCUAUAGGCAUUGUAGAAAGGAUAGAAUAUGACCCUAAUCGUUCCUCUCGAAUCGCUCUAGUACGAUGGAUCGAGGGGGUACAGCAAGGCCGCCAGAGGAAAUGCAACAUGAUAGAAGAGUUCGCUCCACCAGCACCGCGUAAGAUCCUCGAACCUACCACGACCACCAUCCGCGGUCCAUUUUCGUUUUCUUCCCUGCCUGGGAAGGUGGAUCAAAGAAAGGUAGCUUCCUUCUCUCCUGGACUGAUGGAGGGUUAUGCAGUGGUUGGCCUUCCUACCGGAAUGCCUCCUUGGUCGAAAGGCCCCUUUACUGGUAAGGGCCCAGGAAGCCAAAAAACUUGCGCGAAGGAUGUUUUCUUCUCUGCCCUCUCCUCUCCAAAGGCCAUGGGAGAGAUUGCACCUCUUUCCUUCAGUAGCUCUUUUGGUUUCCCAAGGAUAGCGGUAGCUGGGGCAAAGCCCGCUUUCUUUGCUCCGCGAAUGAGAGAGAAAGUCAGAGGGAAAAACACGUUUUCUCUUUGCGAGAUCCGAAAGUGGGCAACCCAUAGCAUUCAAUGGGCACAUAGGAUCAAACGUAAAGCAGCGCUUUCUUGGCAGAGUUUUAGGGGGCAAGAGACUGACGGACUUGUUGGAGCUGCUGAGCAUAACGAAUCAAAGCUGAAGACGGAUCAAAGUAGCUUGCCGACGAAGGAUGGAAGGUGCAAAGUCGAUCGUGCACCUGUCACUUAUAUAAUAGCCAGUCAUCAAUUGGAAGCGGGCAAGAUGGUGAUGAAUUGCGAUUGGUCUAAACCUCCGACCAGCAACUAAUUGGAAAAUUACCAGACUAUUAGUCAAUGAUUCCAUAUAAUAAUCAGUUGGUAAUGGCAAAGAACUCAACAAUUGCUGGAUGGAGUUGUUAUUGCCAAGGAAUUUCUAGGGAGUGUUUUUCCUGACAACUUCUAUUAGUUUGAAUUCUUCUUUGUUUGAAACUGUUUUUGUUUUUCCCGUUUCUCCUAUGAAAUUAUGUGCGGUUUGGACAAGUUCA
This is a messenger RNA of Rhododendron vialii, 1491 nucleotides long. RefSeq names its product large ribosomal subunit protein uL2mz. The transcript has 3 exons. Gene Ontology annotation, biological process: cytoplasmic translation. Bases 312 to 1274 code for a protein of 320 amino acids. Gene Ontology annotation, cellular component: ribosome. Gene Ontology annotation, molecular function: structural constituent of ribosome; RNA binding. Lineage: Eukaryota; Viridiplantae; Streptophyta; Magnoliopsida; Ericales; Ericaceae. The record is from RefSeq and is a predicted model, not a curated record.